Messenger RNA from Morus notabilis, 1050 nucleotides. Its product is annotated as coiled-coil domain-containing protein 124. Gene Ontology annotation, biological process: transcription by RNA polymerase II. The coding region runs from base 195 to 884 and encodes 229 amino acids. Gene Ontology annotation, cellular component: nucleus. Gene Ontology annotation, molecular function: transcription coactivator activity. NCBI's taxonomy places the organism in Eukaryota, Viridiplantae, Streptophyta, Magnoliopsida, Rosales, Moraceae. The record is from RefSeq and is a predicted model, not a curated record. The transcript has 3 exons.
GAGAAUUCUCCAUUUUUUCACAGCCAUAUGAAAAAAGGAAAAGAGCAGAAACCGUUUAUUUGUAGUCAGUGAACUAUCUCGAUUCGCAGAGUUUCUCAUCCUCUGGAAACUUCGUUACACCCUUCAGAUUUUCCGAUCAUCUCGAAUUGCACCAUCGUCGUCUCCGUAGGGUUUCGGAGUGUACGCGAGCGACGAUGCCGAAGAAGAUGGGCGUCAACAGUAAAGCCGAGGAGGCUAGGGCUCGCAAGAGCGCCGUCGAAUCGGAGCGAAAGCAGCGGGAGACUCGCGAGAAGGAGGACCAGUACUGGCGCGAAGCCGAGGGCGCGAAGUCCCGCGCAUCGAAGAAGCGAGAGGAAGAAUCCGAGAAGCGAGCCGAGGCCGCCGCGCGCCGGGCUGAGGCCCGCCGCUUGGCGGAGCAGGAGCAGAAGGAGCUCGAGAAGCUGACGAAGAAGCCGGACAAGAAGGCCAAUCGAGUCUCGAUCCCCGUCCCCAAGGUCACGGAGGCGGAGCUGAAGCAGCGCCGCGAAGAGGAGCAGGCGGCUCUGCAGAAGAGAAGCGAGGAGGCGAAGAAGCAGCAGAGCCGGACCGCCGCGGAGGAGGAGUACGAGAGGAUGGUGCUGGUGACGAACACGAAUCGCGACGAUUCGAUAAUCGAGGCAAGGACGGUGGAGGACGCGGUCGCUCAGAUGACGGUGGCUGAUAACUUACCGGUGGAUCGGCACCCGGAGAGGAGGCUCAAGGCUUCGUUUAAGGCUUUUGAGGAAGCUGAGCUUCCCAGGCUGAAGGAGGAAAAACCUGGUCUCACUCACACACAAUACAAAGACAUGAUAUGGAAGCUGUGGAAGAAAUCGCCUGACAAUCCCCUCAAUCAGGUUGCUGAGUGAUGACAACUACAUAUUCUCUGUAAGAUAGCGGAUGGACUUUUCUUUUGAAUUGUUUUUAAGGAUUGAUCCCACUCUCAUGUGGCCAACUUUUAUGGCUUAACCAAAUGUGUGGCAUCUGUCCUACUGUAUGUGCUUUGUCCACUCAAUAAAAUUUGAAUUACAAUAA